Salvelinus namaycush (lake trout) is the source of this 7333-nucleotide messenger RNA. RefSeq names its product microtubule-associated protein 2-like. Bases 255 to 5954 code for a protein of 1899 amino acids. Lineage: Eukaryota; Metazoa; Chordata; Actinopteri; Salmoniformes; Salmonidae. Gene Ontology annotation, biological process: neuron projection development; microtubule cytoskeleton organization. Gene Ontology annotation, molecular function: microtubule binding. The transcript has 18 exons. Gene Ontology annotation, cellular component: neuron projection. The record is from RefSeq and is a predicted model, not a curated record.
GUCUCUGAACGUCGCUAAAAGUAUUUUUUUCUCCUCCGCGUGCUGAAAGGAAAACUGUUAUCCUCUCCCCAGCCUUCUCUCACCAGGUGUGAAUAGGUUGUCCCGUGGUAUCGUCUUUCCUUGGUCAUCUCUGUCCCGUUCCGUACUUCUGAAGAUAAGAGGCUGCUGUCUGCACCAACCUUGACUGACCACCUCGAGUCCCACACUGCCUUACCAGCCAAAAGGAGAGACUCUGGUCGCCACUGACCCCCAGCAUGGCAGACGAUCGUCAACGUGAAGACAGCCCCCCCCAGUGGGAUCCGUCGGGGGCACAGGACCCCUCUACCCCCCCAGCCCAUGGGGCUAAUGGCUGCCCCCCCUCCUACAGGGCGUGCCAGCCAGGGACGGCCCAUGGAGCAGCACCACCCUCCUACACUGCCAGAGAGAAUGGCUUCAACGGCGACCAUGCAGUUACGGCUGAGCAAGUAUCUGCGCGGAUCGUGCAGGAGGUGACAGCCGAGGCAGUGGCAGUACUGAAGGGAGAACAGGAGACAAGACUGCCCUCAGUUGAAGACACGGCGAACCUGCCUCCCUCCCCUCCUCCCUCACCUGCUGCUGAACACUGCUUCGGACCCCUGGAUCAAGAUUUCCCCUGCAAUGUAGGGGAUGAGGAGGAGGAGGCCUGCCCUCUCCACCACUUCCAAAAUUCUCGGGAGAGGUGCAAGUUCCUCGCCCCCUCCAUCUCUGUGUCUAUGCCCGAGGAUGACCCCUACCACUCUGACGAGGAAUACUAUGAUCACCCCUUGUUCAGCCCUGAGUGGGAUCGCUCGGUCUCCUCUCGGCCCUCAGUGCCGGCCUCUGCCUUUAGACAGAUCCAAGCCUUGAAGAUGGACACGGACAAACCAGACAGCGAGAGGAGUGGAUCCCUCAGCCCAGACUUCACUGAACAAGAGAGUCCAGCUUUCCUCAGCGGGGUCCACGUAGCAGCACCCCUGAUCCCCAAAACGGACAUGGCUUCCCCUUCCCCUUCUCUGUCCCCUUUACCUUCAAACAGCCAGAGCCAAGCCAAAGAGCUUAGCAAAAUGUCUAUACUGGAUGAACCUAAAACAGUCUCAGAGAAGCAGCCGUCAGUGGAAGUUCUUGAGUCCAGUAACCUCACAACGGAUUCAGGGUCUGGGUUCACUACAGCUGGAGACCGAGGUCAAGGACAAGGUGUCCCAUCUGACUCUAACAAAGACAAAUCGGGCAUGUCAGCUUAUUUCGAGACUUCGGCCCUGAAGCCAGACGAGGGAUCCAAGGGGGUUCAAGCAGAAGGUUAUUAUGAACUGAGCACUGCAGGAGAAGAGAAGAAGGUCUUAGGGAGCAGUUCCCCAACAGUUCCGUCACCCCUUGAGAUCAACUAUAGCAUGCUAGCACAAACACAGUCAGUGGAGGAGAAAUCAGACACCAAGAAGAGUUCGAUGGGAGAUCAAAAGGAGACCUUACCGGCACUGGACAGGAGUAACGAAUGUAGGCUGUCUCCUGGGAAACUGGCCCUGGAUCAAAGAAGCUACUCUCUCAACAUUACAAUUGGAUCGAUGGACCCCAGUGGUCAUGGACGACCUAGAAACUUCUCCCCACUGGCCACGGAUAUCAUGUGUUUUACCAGCGGCAGUCUGGAGGAGUCUGCCAACUAUCUCCCAGUCACCACCCCGUCUGUGGAGAAGGAGCCACCACCCUUCCCUCCCCUGAUCCUGGAGACAGCAGCCUCAGUCACGUCCGACUCCUCGUCUCCUCCCCACAACACAGCAACAGAGACCCCCGGUGAAAAGACCAGCCCCCAGGGGUCAGAGUCCCCAGAAUCUCCCUUCCCACCCAAAUACUACUACAAAAAUGGGACAGUCAUGGCUCCUGAUCUACCUGAAAUGCUGGACCUUGCGGGCAGCAGGUCUAGACUGGCUUCUGAGAACACUGACCCUGAGAUCAUGAGGAGGAAGUCUGUACCUGCGGACGCCCAAGGCCUUGGCAGCGACUCCCUGGCUAACCUGGUUCUGGGGGACCAGAGUCAGAACCAGAGUCUCGCCAAGAGUGAGAGCCAGCUGGAGGAGUUGGGUUACUGUGUGUUCAGUGAGUACUCAGGGCCCAUGCCUUCCCCUGCUGACCUCCAUAGUCCCAUUGACUCCCCGCCCCAGCGCUUUACCCCUAUGGCUCUGGAGGAAAAGAUGGCGGAGGAGAAACUGAAAAUCGACGCCAGAGACAAACUAGCCGAAGACGAGAAAACCAGUCAGUUAGCUGAGAGAGCCGGUUCCAAAGAAAAAGAAGAAACCAAACAAAUGGGACAGAAGGAUUCAGCUUCAGAGGAAAAAGACAACAAAAAGAUCAGCUAUGAAAAUGUUUCCAUGGAAAACCAAAAAGACAAGCCAGCUUCAGCUCUGAAGUCAGCCGAGUCCUUUGUAACUCCUACAGUGACGGUUACCCUGGAAGAGGAGGAGAAGCUAGGAGACAACGGACCCGAGACAGAUGCUGAGAUGGCUGCCUAUGAGAGGCAGAUUCGCCGGCUGGAGAUGGAGGACAGGCCCCUGAGCAUGGAGGAGGAGCGGGAGCUGCAGGAGCUCAGGGAGAAGGUGAAGGACAAGUUCCUGGUGCACCAGGAGGCAUACGAGGAGGUGGAUGCUGAAGACGUCUACCAACUGACUGGAGUUGCCAAGGACAGGAUCGGCAGGCCCGUUAGGCCCUCCCCAGCCUCCUCCGUGGAGAGUACCACAGAAGAAGACAAUGUUUCAGUUACGGAGACAGAGAAACCUAAACAGACGGGAGGUCAGACAACGCCAAAGAAGGUUGACAUCAUGGUGACGUCUCCAUCUGUGUUAGGUGGUGGUGUGAGCACCACAGAAGAAGACAAGGUUUCAGUUACGGAGACAGAGAAACCUAAACAGACGGGAGGGCAGACAACACCAACAAAGCUUGACGUCAUGGCAACGUCUCCAUCUGUGUCAGGUGAUGGUGUGAGCACCACAGAAGAAGACAAGGUUUCAGUUACGGAGACAGAGAAACCUAAACAGACGGGAGGUCAGACAACACCAACAAAGCUUGACGUCAUGGCAACGUCUCCAUCUGUGUCAGGUGAUGGUGUGAGCACCACAGAAGAAGACACGGUUCCUGUUAUGGAGACAGAGAAACCUAAACAGAAUGGAGGUCAGACAACGCCAACGAAGGUUGACGUCAUGGGGACGUCUCCCUCUGUGUCAGGUGGUGGUGUGAGCACCACAGAAGAAGACAAGGUUCCAGUUACAGAGACAGAGAAACCUAAACAGACGGGAGGUCAGACAAUGCCAACGAGGGUUGACAUCAUGGUGACUUCUCCAUCUGUGUCAGGUGAUGGUGUGAGCACCACAGAAGAAGAAAAGGUUCCAGUUACGGAAAUAGAGAAACCUAAACAGACGGGAGGUCAGACAAUGCCAACGAGGGUUGACAUCAUGGUGACUUCUCCAUCUGUGUCAGGUGAUGGUGUGAGCACCACAGAAGAAGAAAAGGUUCCAGUUACGGAAAUAGAGAAACCUAAACAGACAGGAGGUCAGACAACGCCAACCAAGGUUGACAUCAUGGUGACUUCUCCAUCUGUGUCAGGUGAUGGUGUGAGCACCACAGAAGAAGAAAAGGUUUCAGUUACGGAAAUAGAGAAACCUAAACAGACGGGAGGUCAGACAACGCCAACAAAGAUUGACGUCAUGACGACGUCUCCAUCUGUGUCAGGUGGUGGUGUGAGCACCACAGAAGAAGAGAAUGAGAAAGUUAGCGAAGAGGAGCUGAAGAAGGAGCAGGUUGUAGAGGUCAUAGAGAAGACCAUGGAAGAAAAGAAAAAGGGGGAGGAGGGGGAGGAGGAUACAGAGCAGGCAGUGGAACCAGAGGAAAUCAUGAUAAAGAUAAAACCAUCAAUGCCUGUAGAGAAAGAAGAGAAUGUUGAGAAGGAUAGAAUGACAAACAAGGUGGAAGAGGAGGAGGAAGAUAGUGAAGUUCUGGCAGGGGCAGGAGCAGCGGUGAUUGAUGUUCCAGAACCCAGAGCUGCCAUAGAGUCAGUGGUGACUGUAGAAGAUGACUUCAUCACUGUAGUCCAGACCAUCGACGAGGGUGAGGAGCCAGGACACAGCGUGCGUUUUUCCGCUCCGCCCGAGCCUGAGACACCAGAGGAGGAGGAGGAGGAGUCCCAGGAGGUGGAGAUCAUGGAAGCAGCUAGUCUGGAGGAGGUGGGGGAUGUCUCAGAGGAGGCCCUUGAGAAGGAGGUGCAUGCCUCCCCAGAGAAGGAGGUGCAGCUGGAGACCGAGGGACAGACAGAGAGCUACGACAGAGAUGAGACCACCAUGGACGACUCCAUCCUAGACAGCUCUUGGGUCGACACUCAAGAUCUCUCCACUGUAGAUGUGGAUGAUGACAUGAGCAUGGCUGCCGAGCAGAUCGAACCCCUGAGAGCCGACCGAGUCCCAGCCCCACCAGUCAAGAAGUACAAGACUCUCCAGCAGCAGAAGCAGGAAAAGCAGCCAGUGAAGCCCAAGGCUAAAAGCGGGCGUGUGAAGGGGCGCGAGGGGUGCGUCUCCACCCCUGAACGUAAAGCCAUCCGCAAGGAGACGGUCUAUAUCCCCAGGGAAGACAUCAAGAAGAAAAAAGCCGUAAUCAAGAAGACUGAGCUGACUAAGAAAGCAGAGACGCGCUCCUCUCCAUCACGGAAGAGUGUGUUAAAGCCUACUGCGGUCCGACACCCACGUCCCGCCCAGCCCCAACCCCACCCCUGUGCUAGGAGGAAACCUACAGGUGACCAACCACUCCUGGGUUUCGUCCCAAAUGGCACCCUAUUGGGUGUACCAGAAGGUCGUCGGCCCCUCAGUGUUGCUAGACAGUCUCGGGACAGAGCCUCAUCACCACCAUUAACAAAGAUCCCCACCUGUAAAACGCGAGUGGCCGCCCUCCUGCCCCCCCGCCCUAACUCGUCCUGCUCCUCCCACACUAAAAAGAACUUGCUGGGGGAGGUGGAGCUUGAUAGGCCCCGCCCCUCCUCAGCUGGGCCUCGUGACUCUACCACACUACCCAGACUAAUAUACGCGGAUGGCGGUUCGCAGAGCCCAAAGAGGUCAUCCCUGCCCCGGCCUGCCUCUGUCCCGCGGCCUGCCUCUAUCCUGAGCCGGCGUACCCACCACCAACCACAUGACCAGGAGGAGAGCUCCACCUCUAUCACCAGCUCCGGCUCUACCGCACCCCGUAGACCCACGUGCACACAGUCGAUGCGUUCCCGUUCGCUGUGCACCACAACCCGCACCCCAGGGUCCACAGCAAUCUCCCCUGGGACUCCUCCCAGCUACAGCUACUCCUGCCGCACUCCUGGGACCCCUCUCACCCCUGGCACACCCCGUUCUCGAAGCCUGCUGCAGGAGAAGAAGGUGGCUCUGCUCCGCACCCCUCCCAAGUCACCUGCCACCACUCCCAAACAGCUCCGUGUCCUCAACCAGCCCCUGCCAGACCUCAAGAACAUCAAGUCCAAGAUCGGCUCCACAGACAACAUCAAGUACCAGCCCAAGGGGGGACAGGUGCAGAUUCAGACCAAGAAGAUUGACCUGAGUCACGUGACCUCCAAGUGUGGAUCGCUGGACAACAUCCGCCACCGGCCAGGGGGAGGUAACGUGCGCAUCGAGAGUGUGAAGCUGGACUUUAAAGACAAGGCCCAGCCCAAGGUGGGUUCCCUGGAUAAUGCACACCACACCCCUGGUGGAGGCCACAUUAUGAUCGAAAGCCACAAGCUGUUGUUCCGUGAUACGGCCAAGGCCCGGGUGGACCAUGGGGCGGAGAUUAUUGUGACCCAGUCUCCGGAAAUGUGCAUGUCAGGGACGGUGUCCCCCCACCGCGACAGCCACCUGUCCUCCUCUGGCAGCAUCAACUUGCUGGAGUCUCCACAGCUAGCCACUCUAGCUGAAGACGUCACCGCCGCCCUGGCCAAGCAGGGCUUGUGAGCGCCUUGACCCCCUCAGCCCAGGCACCGGAUCUCUUGACCUUCCCCCUGCCUCCAGUCCACCCCAGCCCCGGACACCUUCCCCCUGCCUCCAGUCCACCCAAGCCCCGGGACACCUUCACCCUACCUCCAGUCCACCCCAGCUCCGGACACCUUCCCCCUGCCUCCAGUCCUGACCCCCUCAACUUGCCUCAAGUUCAACCUGACCCCAAGCCUUGGACUCCCUCACUUGCUUCUAGUCCAGCCCAAGUUCCCUCAUCAUGCCUCCACCCAGCCUCCAAUCUCCCUCCAGUCCAUCCCCAGCCUCGGGUACCGAACAGCCCACACAAAUCUCUGCCUCAACCCUGCCUAAACCCCACCCUGCCUCAACCCCACCCUGCCUCAACCCCACUCUGCCUCAACCCCACUCUGCCUCAACCCCACUCUGCCCCCCGGACACUUUCUCUAUCCAGCCUCUACCCUUCUCUGCUACCUGCCAUGCGGUCCAUUUCAAACACCCUCACCCCACCAUGCCUCCCAUCCAUCCCAGGCCAUGGACACCCUGACCCCACCAUGCCUCCCAUCCAUCCCAGGCCAUGGACAACCUGACCCCACCCUGCCUUCUGUCUAUUCCAGGCCCUGAACACCCUGAACCCAACCUGCCUCCCGUCCAUUCCAGGCCCUGAACACCCUGAACCCAACCUGCCUCCCGUCUAUUCCAGGCCCUGAACACCCUGAACCGAACCUGCCUCCCGUCCAUUCCAGGCCCUGAACACCCUGAACCCAACCUGCCUCCCGUCUAUUCCAGGCCCUGAACACCCUGAACCCAACCUGCCUCCCGUCCAUUCCAGGCCCUGAACACCCUGAACCCAACCUGCCUCUCGUCUAUUCCAGGCCCUGAACACCCUGAACCCAACCUGCCUCCCGUCUAUUCCAGGCCCUGAACACCCUGAACCCAACCUGCCUCCCGUCCAUUCCAGGCCCUGAACACCCUGAACCCAACCUGCCUCUCGUCCAUUCCAGGCCCUGGACACCCUGAACCCAACCUGUCUCCCGUCCAUCUCAGGCCCUGGACACCCUCUUCCCAUCUUGCCUUCAGUUCAACCACCCAGGCUCCCUCACCCUGUCCCAGGCCUCUCGUCAACCCCAGCCCAGAUGCCCAGACACCCCCCCCCCCCAUCCUGCAGCAGCUUCAUACUCACCGCCUGAUGGAGCUGCCUACCCCACCCUAUGUCAACAAGACAAAUUAAGAAAAAACAACAACCCUUAUGGAACUAGAGACUAUUUAGAAAGUACUUUUGGUCAAUUGUUUGUUGAUAUUUCCAUUCCUAGUACUUUUUUUCUCCAUCUUUUAUCUGGUGUAUUUUUUUUAAUGCUGCGUAUAGAUAGAUAGAUAGAUAG